This is a messenger RNA of Solanum stenotomum, 2635 nucleotides long. RefSeq names its product probable galacturonosyltransferase 4. NCBI's taxonomy places the organism in Eukaryota, Viridiplantae, Streptophyta, Magnoliopsida, Solanales, Solanaceae. The transcript is spliced from 12 exons. The record is from RefSeq and is a predicted model, not a curated record. Bases 326 to 2368 code for a protein of 680 amino acids. Gene Ontology annotation, molecular function: polygalacturonate 4-alpha-galacturonosyltransferase activity.
AUUUGUAUUCGGAUCCCAUGUGCUCUUACCGACACCCUUAUCUUUCUCUUCCUUGUAUCUCUCUCUUUCUUUUGCAUUCACCAUAGCCAAAUUCUUGCUUUUUUCAAGGCUGAUUUUAUGGAGAUCUGAGUUUUGCUGCUAAUAAGCUGAGAAAGAAGAAGUUUGAUAGUCAUUGUUCUGGAGAUCUGAGUUUAGCUUCUAAUAAGCCGAGAUAAGGAAGGAAUUUGCUACUGACUGUUCUGGCUUUUUGAGGCUGAGUUCAUGGUGAUCUGAGGUUUUGCUGUUAAUAAGCUGAGAUAAGGAAGGAAUUAAAGGGGGUGUAGUGAUGAAGAUGAAACUGAGGAAGCCGGUUUUGUUCUUGUUGCUACUGACUGUUUUUGCCCCUUUAGUCCUUUACACUGACACUCUUGGGACUUAUUUUACUUCUCCUUCUUCAUCAAGGACUGAGUUCAUUGAAGAUCUGUCCACCUUUACUUUUGGUGGUGACGUCCGACCUCUAAAUGUGAUGCCUCAGGAGUCAUCCACAUCUCUCAAAGAACCACGGGGCGAUGUAUAUUCAGAAAAUUCAAGCCAUUCCCUUUCUAAUGCCUCAGACACUUUAAGCAGCGAGGAUGCUCGGAAAACAAGACAACUAACUGAAGCAGAAUCAAUGAAGCAUCAAACUGCCACUGGAAGCAGCAAUGAUGGAGUAGAAGUGGCUAUGAAUGGAAGUCACAUAAGUCAGGUUACCGAUAACUUGCGUGAACCACAACAAACAGACAAAACUUCACCGAAACUUGUGUCAGCGGGGAAAAACGAAAGCAUAGCAAUGGAAACCAGCUCAAAGAAAAAGACGAGUCCAACAGAUUCUAACCAGACCUUGGAUUCCACUAAAACUGAAACAAGACAUGAUCAACGCACUGUUCAAACUAGUGGUAAAGUUGUAUCUGGAGAGACAGCAAGGGGCAAAGAUGAAGAGCGGAAUGCGCAAAUUGUCCCCCCUGAUGCUCGUGUUCGCCAGCUCAAGGAUCAGCUCAUUAGGGCGAAGGUCUACCUUUCACUCUCAGCAACACGAAGCAAUCCCCACUUCAUUAGAGAACUUCGCUUGCGGAUAAAGGAAGUACUGCGAGCACUUGGUGAGGCCACUAAGGAUUCUGAUCUGUCAAGAAGUGCCAAUGAGAAGUUGAAGGCAAUGGAGCAAACAUUGGCCAAAGGGAAGCAAAUUCAAGAUGAUUGUGCUACUAUUGUAAAGAAGCUUCGUGCCAUGCUUCACUCAGCAGAAGAGCAGCUCCGUGUCCACAAGAAGCAAACAUUGUAUUUAACACACUUAACUGCUAAGACACUUCCAAAGGGUCUUCAUUGUCUUCCUUUACGCCUUUCAACAGAGUAUUUCAAGUUAAAUUCUUCCCAACAGCAUUUUCCACAUCAAGAGAAUUUAGAAAAUCCCAAGCUAUACCACUAUGCACUCUUCUCAGACAACAUAUUAGCCGCUGCUGUCGUCGUAAACUCAACUGUUUCCCAUGCAAAGGAUCCAUCAAAGCACGUUUUCCAUAUAGUGACUGACAGGCUUAAUUUUGCUGCAAUGAGAAUGUGGUUUUUGGCUAAUCCACCAAAGUAUGCUACAGUAGAUGUUCAAAAUGUUGAGGAAUUCACCUGGCUAAAUUCAAGUUACAGUCCAGUUCUGAAGCAAUUGAAUUCUCAGUCCAUGAUAGAUUAUUACUUCAGAUCUCGUGCUGAUUCUGAUCCAAAUGUGAAGUUUAGGAAUCCAAAGUACCUUUCAAUCAUGAAUCACUUACGCUUUUACUUGCCAGAGAUCUUCCCAAAGCUGGAUAAGGUUCUCUUCUUGGAUGAUGAUAUUGUUGUGCAAAAGGAUCUUGGCGGCCUUUGGUCACUUGAUCUUAAGGGUAAGGUGAUUGGUGUGGUUGAAACCUGUGGAGAAAGCUUUCAUCGGUUUGACCGCUACCUCAACUUCUCAAAUCCUCUGAUCUCUAAAAAUUUCGAUCCUCGUGCUUGUGGUUGGGCAUUUGGAAUGAACAUCAUUGAUCUAAAUGAGUGGAGGCGGCAAAACAUCACAGAGGUGUACCACUCAUGGCAAAAUCGGAAUCAUGAAAGACAACUUUGGAAGUUGGGGACCCUACCACCUGGUUUGAUAACCUUUUGGAAGCGCACAUAUGCCCUCGACCGAUCAUGGCAUGUCCUUGGGCUUGGCUACAAUCCAAAUGUUAGCCAGAAGGACAUUCAACGAGCAGCAGUCAUACAUUACAAUGGGAACUUGAAACCAUGGCUUGAAAUAAGCAUACCCAAGUUCCGGGACUACUGGUCAAAAUUUGUUGACUAUGAUCAGGCAUUUUUGCGAGAGUGUAAUAUCAACAAAUUGGGUGGUUCAUGAAGUGUUCUCUGCACAUAUUUCUCCUAAUUCCUGAAAUACAGCGAGCAAGCAUUUGUUUAGUUUACAGGUCCGUUCUUCCUGAAUAAGUGUAUGAUUUUGUUCUUGUUCUCUAAGUCAGGGAGUUAUUCAGGUAUAUAUACAUAUAUGUUGAGUGGAGUAUUAGAGUGAACAUUCUGUAUUACCUUUAUUCUUGACAUCCAUUGUUGGAUGACAACAUAAGUCCAGAUUUGUUGUAAAUGAUUAACCAUAGCUCUCCCUUUGAAUUUU